CCUGGAAUGUUGACUCAGAGUUAGAGAAUCUAUUAACUCUCAGUAAAGGCAGACAUGGAGCUUGGCUCAACGGUGAGUGCUGUGAGGAGUCAGAGGGUACUGCUGGGUGACGAAGUACGUCCUGCUGUCAUUGUGAUAAAGGAUGGGAAGAUUCAUCAGAUACUCUCAGACAUUUCUGUGGAUGUCCCCUGUGAGGUGUUGGAUGUGGCUGACAGUUUGGUGAUGCCCGGCAUCGUAGAUUCCCACGUUCAUGUGAAUGAACCGGGCCGCACCUCCUGGGAGGGGUUCUGGACCGCUACCAGGGCCGCUGCAGCUGGAGGGGUGACAACCAUUGUGGACAUGCCACUAAACAGCAUCCCUCCGACCACCACACUUGGCAAUUUUCGCGAUAAGAUGCAGGAGGCGACAGGGAAGUGUUUUGUGGACACAGCCUUCUGGGGAGGUGUGAUUCCUGGCAAUCAGCUAGAGCUUCGGCCCAUGAUCGAGGCAGGAGUGGCUGGCUUCAAGUGUUUCCUCAUCCACAGUGGGGUGGAGGAGUUCCCCCAUGUGACUGACUGUGAUCUGCGGGCAGCCAUGCAGCAGCUGCAGGGCACAGGAAGUGUCCUGUUGUUCCAUGCAGAGAGGGAUGUCCAGCAGACAGCUGUAGAGGAUGGAGACCCUUCUCAGUAUUCCACCUUUCUGCAGUCCAGACCAGAUGUCAUGGAGACGGAGGCCAUUCGCACCAUCACAGAACUCUGCCUGGAGUUCCAGGUGCGCUGCCACAUCGUUCACCUGUCCUCUGCAGAGCCUCUGAAGCUGAUCCAGGCUGCGCGUCAGGCCGGAGCGCCCCUGACAGUGGAGACCACCCACCACUACCUCAGCCUGUGUGCAGAGAACAUACCUGCAGGGGCCACACAGUUCAAGUGCUGCCCCCCCAUCCGAGGAUCUGCUAACCAGGAGCAGUUAUGGUCUGCACUGAAAGCUGGGCAGAUUGACAUGGUGGUGUCGGAUCAUUCCCCCUGCACCCCCGAUCUGAAGAAGCUGGAGAGUGGAGACUUUACUGAGGCAUGGGGAGGAAUUUCCUCUCUACAAUUUGGUCUGCCUCUGUUCUGGAGCUCGGCCAGUAAGAGAGGCUUCCAGCUGAGUGACGUGGUGAGACUCCUCAGCAGGAACACAGCCCAGCUCAGUCGCCUUGACAACCAGAAGGGCAGCCUCGCCCCCGGUUAUGAUGCUGACCUGGUCAUAUGGGACCCUGAGAGAGAAUUUGAAAUUCAAGAAAAAGGCAUACAUCAUAAAAACAAGCUGACUCCUUACCUUGGCGUCAGGCUGCAAGGCGUGGUGUGUGCCACCCUGCUCCGGGGACAGCUGGUGUACAGAGAGGGCUGCUUCUGCACCGAGCCUCUGGGGAAACUGCUCCUCAUCCCCCAGGAAGGAUCUAUCGCCACUGUGAAGAAAAAUAGCAACAAGCUAUAAUGAAAUCAUACAUAAUUAAAGUGUUUCAUAAAAACAAAUUAAUACUUAUUAUUGCGUUCUUUUUCAGGAA
Messenger RNA from Eleginops maclovinus (Patagonian blennie), 1522 nucleotides. Its product is annotated as Allantoinase, mitochondrial. NCBI's taxonomy places the organism in Eukaryota, Metazoa, Chordata, Actinopteri, Perciformes, Eleginopidae. The transcript has 11 exons. Bases 55 to 1452 code for a protein of 465 amino acids. Gene Ontology annotation, cellular component: cytoplasm. The record is from RefSeq and is a predicted model, not a curated record. Gene Ontology annotation, biological process: allantoin catabolic process; purine nucleobase catabolic process. Gene Ontology annotation, molecular function: allantoinase activity; zinc ion binding; cobalt ion binding.